Ipomoea nil (Japanese morning glory) is the source of this 1706-nucleotide messenger RNA. RefSeq names its product probable sugar phosphate/phosphate translocator At3g11320. The coding region runs from base 1 to 1335 and encodes 444 amino acids. The record is from RefSeq and is a predicted model, not a curated record. The transcript has 9 exons. Gene Ontology annotation, molecular function: antiporter activity; structural constituent of ribosome. Gene Ontology annotation, cellular component: ribosome; Golgi apparatus. Gene Ontology annotation, biological process: translation. NCBI's taxonomy places the organism in Eukaryota, Viridiplantae, Streptophyta, Magnoliopsida, Solanales, Convolvulaceae.
AUGAGUGAACUUAGGUCUCUGAAUCACUCUCCGCAGCUGCUCCGCCUUCCAACGGUGAAAAUGGUGAAAGGACGUCAAGGCGAGCGUGUCAGACUGUAUGUUAGAGGAACGGUUCUCGGUUACAAGAGGUCGAAGUCGAAUCAGUAUCCGAACACCUCACUGAUUCAGAUCGAAGGAGUGAACACCCAGGAGGAAGUGGCAUGGUACCUGGGAAAGCGCAUGGCCUACGUCUACAAGGCUAAGACCAAGAAGGGCGGCUCUCACUACCGCUGCAUCUGGGGAAAGGUCUGCAGGCCUCACGGCAACAGUGGCGUCGUCAGAGCUAAGUUCAAGUCCAACCUCCCACCCAAAUCCAUGGGUAACAAGGUUAGAGUUUUCAUGUACCCAAGCAACAUCACUGAUUCAAUGUCGGUGAUGAAGACAUCCGGCCGGUUGUUCACGAUCGGGCUGGUGGGAGCGUGGUAUUCGUCCAACAUUGGGGUUUUGCUGCUGAACAAGUACUUGCUGAGCAGUUACGGGUUUAAAUACCCGAUCUUUCUCACCAUGUGCCACAUGACGGCUUGCUCGCUGCUCAGCUACAUCGCCAUUGCGUGGAUGAAGAUGGUUCCACUGCAGACGAUAAGAUCUAGGGUUCAAUUCCUCAAGAUCGCGGCUUUAAGUCUCGUCUUUUGCACCUCCGUAGUCAGCGGCAACAUCUCCCUCCGUUACUUGCCGGUUUCGUUCAACCAGGCGAUUGGCGCCACCACGCCUUUCUUCACUGCCGUCUUUGCCUAUUUGAUGACUCUGAAGAGAGAGGCUUGGCUCACUUAUGCAACUCUUAUCCCUGUUGUCACCGGAGUUGUCAUCGCCAGCGGGGGUGAGCCAAGCUUCCAUUUAUUUGGGUUCAUUGUUUGUAUCGGUGCCACAGCUGCCAGGGCACUCAAGUCAGUGCUUCAAGGGAUCUUGCUUUCUUCUGAAGGGGAGAAGCUGAAUUCCAUGAACCUUCUGCUCUACAUGGCUCCUCUAGCUGUUGUACUUCUGUUACCAGCGACUAUAAUUAUGGAAGAGAACGUCGUUGGUAUCACAUUGGCACUUGCAAGAAAUGAUAUGAAUAUUGUCUGGUUACUACUAUUCAAUUCUGCACUUGCUUAUUUUGUAAAUUUGACCAAUUUUUUGGUCACAAAACACACCAGUGCGCUAACACUUCAGGUUCUGGGGAAUGCUAAAGGAGCUGUAGCCGUGGUUGUAUCCAUACUAAUAUUUAGAAAUCCAGUCUCCGUUACAGGGAUGCUAGGCUAUUCCCUGACAGUUUUCGGUGUUGUUCUUUAUAGUGAAGCUAAGAAACGUAGUAGAUGAAAGAAAAGUUAACGAGGAAAGGAAUCAACAAAGGGUUCUGUUAAUUUUGUCGCUCAAGGACAUUGGGAGCAAGCUUCAACAGCUAGUUGCAUCUCAUGGCUGCCUCAGAUUCUGCCCUCAUUUUAAUUUUUUCGCCCCGGAACCUGUACAAGGGAUUCCAUCUUGUAUCAAUCUGUAACCAGAUUAGCCAGAACAGGAAUUCUCAAUAAGCUACUUUUAAUCUCUCCAUUCUUCCCAGCAUCAUGGGACUAUGAAAGAAAGAUAGGUUUUUUUUUUUUUUUUUUUUUUUUCAGAAAAUACUGUAGCAUUCAGUCUAUACAGCAUGGUAUAACUUGUUCCAUAUUUUAUUAACAAUAGAAAAGACUUAUCAA